GGCUUUGGGGCUGGGCUGAAGUCAGAGCCUGGCCCCGGCCCCGCCUUUCUCCUCUCUUUAAAGCUUGUUAAAGCAGCCGGUGUCAGUUUGCUGCUCCACUGCUUCCCCUUUGGGCUCCUUGAGGAAGGAGAAGGCGCUUCAUGUCUUGGCGUGAGCUCCUUCCCCCCUGGCUGGUGAUCGUGGCGGGACUGACGGGCAUCGUGCUGCUCUGUGUCUCCACCAAAGAUGUGCCCGUGGCCCCUCUCAGGACCAAGUAUGGCAUCGUUCUGGAUGCUGGCCCGUCCCGCACCAUCCUCUUCAUCUACCAGUGGACAGCCACCAAGGCAAACAAGACCGGGGUGAUCAGGGGAUGCAGUUCCUGCCCUGUGCAAGGUCUGGGAGUCUCCAACUACUCAGAUUCUCCUCAGAAAGCAGGGAAGAGCUUGGAGCCAUGUUUGAACUGGGCCCAGAAGGAGAUCCCAGCAGAGCAGCACAGCCAAACCCCGCUGUACGUGGGAGCCACCACCAGCACGAGGCACCUGAACCUCACCCAUCGCCUCUCUGAUGAUCUCCUUGCAUCCCUGACUGUGGCCCUGAAGUCAUCCCCCUUCAGCUUUCGGGGGGCACAGAUCCUGUCCAGCCCAGAUGAGGAAGCAUUUAACUGGGUUGCUGUGAACUAUGUCCUGGAGAACUUCUUCAAGUAUGACUGGCGAGGGCAGCUGGUGCCCUCUGGGAAGGGGAUGGCAGGAGUCCUGUCCGUGGGAGGAACCUCAACACGGCUCACAUCCCAGCUGGAAGAGGAGAACCAGGUCCCAAAGGAGGGAGUGAGGCUGCAGCUGUAUGGGCAGAUGCACAGGGUCUACACUCGUCAGUGCCCCUGCCAUGGCACCGACCAGCUCCACAGGAGGCUGCUCUCCCUGCUCAUCCAGGAGCAGAGAAGUGCUAAAACUGUGUCUAAUCCCUGCUGGCCCCUCUCCUACUCCCGGGAAGUGCAGUGGCAGUCAGUGCAUGCUGGGCCUUGUGCUGUCAGUGGUGACACAUGGGACACCCCUGGCCCCAAGGAGGUCUUCAACAUCACGGGCUCCAGCAGCCCCACCGCCUGCAUGAGACUUGUGCAAAGGCUGCUCAACUCCUCCUCUUCCUGCAGCUUCUCCAAGCAUUCCCUCGGCAGUGUUCUCCAGCCCCUCCGGACCAGGUUUCUGGUGAUUUCUGAGGCCAUGGACUUCAUGAGAGAAACUGUUCCCUCUCCUGACUUGGGCCAGGCUGUCAAGAGGCGGUGUGGGAUGUCCCUCAAAGAGGUAAUUAGGGAGUCCCAAGCAAGCCAGGAUACACUUGCUGAGUACUGUGCUGGUGUCUGCCUUCAUCUUCCAUCUCAGUUCAAGGGGUACACGCUCGACGUUGACUGGCCUGCUUGGACUGCGUUCCAGAAGAAGAUGGGUGACAGAUCAUCUGGCUGGACUCUUGGGUACCUGCUGAGCCUGAACACCAUCCCCCAGGACAGCCCAAGCAUCCUCAAGGGGAUUGAACCAGGGGUGUGGUCGCUGCUCCUGAUCCUCUCGUGGUGCUGCUCACUCUCGUUCAUGCGCAUCUCGUACCGGGUGAUGGCCAAGGAGAACACCCUCAGCAACAGGAACAGCAGCGUUUUGAGGACAACUGACACUUCUGUGGGUCUCAGACUCCUGCCAGGCACAGUCAACAGGGUCCAGACAGAAAACCACAGAGGUGUAAGUCACUGGAGGAUGGAAGUGAUGUCCCUGCAGGACUCCCAGAACCUUGAUGCCUUAUUUCAACUUGCUGGCACUUGCACUACUGUACUUUGAGACAAUGGAUCCUGCUCCACAGGAAACCUGGGAUUCCCAGUGGAUGGCAAGCUAUUCAUCCUCCAAACAAGAACAGCCUGCACGGCUCUUCCUUGGGCUACAGCUGGGAUUGCUCGUGUCAGGCACGAGGCGAUGCCUCUGAGCAGGCAGGCCCUGAGCUGUUGUGGAGUGAGUAUUGAAUAAUCCUGUCCAAAUCAGGAGAGCUGGUGUCUGACAAAGAGUGCUCUGUCUUCUCCUCAAGAGAUGAUACCUGUAGUAUUGGCCACUAGUGAAGACUGAGAGAGCACUAAAUAUAGUCAGAAUGUAACAGCCAACUUGCUUCCAUGUUCUAGGGAAAAUGCAGGUAUUUCCUGCCUGCCACUGCUGACCUGCCUGUGCUUCCAUUUCAG
This is a messenger RNA of Chiroxiphia lanceolata (lance-tailed manakin), 2188 nucleotides long. RefSeq names its product ectonucleoside triphosphate diphosphohydrolase 2-like. Gene Ontology annotation, biological process: nucleoside diphosphate catabolic process. Gene Ontology annotation, molecular function: GDP phosphatase activity; UDP phosphatase activity. Gene Ontology annotation, cellular component: plasma membrane. NCBI's taxonomy places the organism in Eukaryota, Metazoa, Chordata, Aves, Passeriformes, Pipridae. The record is from RefSeq and is a predicted model, not a curated record.